AUGGAAUUAUAUCGAUUUUAUACCAAUGACUGGUGCAAGAGAAAUGACUCAAAGUCACUAUCCAUUGCAGCCUUUAACAACAGUUUCGACGAUUUCAAUCUAGCACUUUUUUCACCCAAAAAGGACGAGUGUGACACGUGUGUAGGCUACAAAACUAGUAAUAUUGACGAAGCUACUUACCAAGAACAUCAAAAGAAGAAGGAGGAAGCAUGA
This is a messenger RNA of Acanthoscelides obtectus, 213 nucleotides long. Lineage: Eukaryota; Metazoa; Arthropoda; Insecta; Coleoptera; Chrysomelidae. The record is from the annotation of a GenBank genome assembly.